Messenger RNA from Lingula anatina, 3983 nucleotides. RefSeq lists its product as uncharacterized. Lineage: Eukaryota; Metazoa; Brachiopoda; Lingulata; Lingulida; Lingulidae. The record is from RefSeq and is a predicted model, not a curated record.
UAACACACAAUUAAUAUUCAAUUUCAUCAUAAUUUAAAUAUUCAACAAGAUUAUCAUUAUCUAAAAAGUGCCGUUCCGUGGUGGAAAACAAUCUUUAUGUUAGCAAUGGCCAAGAUGUCCGCGCCCACUCGCUGUGAGACUGGCGUCAUUUCCUGUACAUAAUAAAUGGCAUUCAAGGAGAAGAAACGCUGCUUCUUGUCUCACAACAAUCCCGAGGGCUUUGGCUCUACAGCAUUUAUCUUAUUUUAGCUUACUGCUCAGAUUUGAAGUCACGUUAUGAGCAUUCGUUCACAGUUCACACUGCAGCAAGUGCAGUUAUUUUGAACAGAUCGUCAUGGAUUCCCCAAGAAAUUUGGACAUUCUGGUCAACAGUGUGAAUAUUGAGCCAGCUGAAGAAAAAGAUGGGGACUUCAAAUCUUUGUCUUAUACUACAGAAAAUAAAUCCGUGAAUGAACCAGUCAUCCCGUGUUUAAGACAGGAAGCACCAAACAGUAAUAUUUCUAAAGGAGAUGUUCUGUCAAAUGGAGCUGGAACUUUAAAAGAUAUUCAGCUAAAUUUGCAAACAUCUUUAGAAAAUGGCAAAACAGACCACUCUCAGGAGGAACAAUUCAAGUCAUUUGGAGAUAAACAAACUUGUGCAGGUCAUGAAAGAGUUCACACUGGUGAGAAACCAUUUAAAUGCAAGUACUGUGAUAAGGCAUACACUCUGAGAGGUACAUGCUUACACCAUGAAAAAACCCAUGCUGCAGAUAAGCCAUUUAAAUGUCAACACUGUGAGAAAUCAUUUGUAGAGAAGAGUCAUCUCCUCACUCAUGAAAGGUUUCACACUGGCAAAAGACCCUACAAAUGUCAGGAUUGUGAAAAGUCUUUUACCCUCAAAAGUCAUCUAACCCGUCAUGUACUAAUUCACACUGGAGAGAAACCAUUCAGCUGUCAAUACUGUGAUAAGUGUUUUAAUAUAAAAAACAGCUGUGUACAACAUGAAAGAACUCACACUGGAGAGAAACCGUACAAGUGCAAGUAUUGUGAAAAGACAUUUGCAGUCAGAGGCAAAUGUUCACUGCAUGAAAAGAUUCACACUGGAGAGAAGCCAUACAAAUGCCAGUACUGUGCUAAGAUGUUUAUAGAAAAAACUGAUUGUCUGAGACAUGAAAGAAUUCACACUGGAGAGAAACCAUAUAAAUGCAAAUACUGUGAAAAAACUUUUCGCCUAAAAAGCCAAAUAACACAACAUGAAAAAACCCACACUGGGGAAAAACCAUUCAAAUGUCAGUAUUGUGAGAAAAGGUUUUCUUGGAAAGACAGCUGUACCAAACACGAGUUACUUCACACGACAAGAGAAACUUACAAAUGCCAGUAUUGUGAAAAGAUAUUUUUCAAAAAAAGGGAUUACAUUGUUCAUGAAGGUACAGUUCAUUCUCACAGUUUCUUUUUACAAGACUCCACAGCCAACUCUGAAGAUGGUCAUAUGCUAACAAAAACAGAUUCAGAAAUUGGCUCAGUUGAAGAAAACAACAAGAUGCUUGAGACAUUGGCAGCAAGUGUAAAAGCUGGACCUUACCAUUGCCAGUUCUGUGAUAAGAUCUUUCAUCGGAUAUCAAGGUUUAGAAGCCAUGAGAGAACUCACACCGGAGAAAAACCGUUCAAGUGCAUAUACUGCGAUAAGGCAUUUUCGUGGAGGGAAAGCCGCAUCAAACAUGAAAAACGCCACUCUAAGAGGGAAACCCACCAAUGUCAGUAUUGUGAGAAGACUUUCUUGAAAAGGCAGGAACGUAUCCAUCAUGAAAGUAUGGUACACUACCAAAGUUUUCUUAUACGCCACAACACUGAAAGUGUCAGACAUAUUCCAACUCAGAACUUGAAUGUUCAGCUAGUCGAGCAAAACUUGGAAAGUAGCACAACUAUGACUUCAAGUGUAAAUCACAAGCCACCUGAUUGUUUGGACAAAACUUUAAAACUAGAUACAGCAAACAAAAACACCAUGGUCAAAGAAUCUGAUGUACAAGAUGAUGCUGGAACUUUGACAGACACCAACUCUAAUCACCAUCCACAUUCUAGUCAACUCAGUGAAUCAGAGAGUGCCAAGGAUGAUUGUGAAAGCAUUUUGGCAACAGCUGUUAAAGUCGAGCCAGUGGAUUAUGAAUAUGAGACUGCCGAAACUGAGGAUGCCAGUGACAAUGUUAAUCCAGUGCAGCAAAACCUAGAGGAUGAGUUGACCAUGAACACCAGUAUGAAAACUGAACCUGUGAAUUUCAACCCUACUUCAAAGCUGAAAAUAUCUACCCAAAGUGCCACGAAAGAAACUGUCCUACAAAAUGGAGCAGGGACUCUUGCAGAUAUUCGCUUGAGUUACCAGAUGCCUUCCUACCAAAUCUGUGGAGGAAAUAACACCCAACAGGACAUGGUGAAAUGUCAGAGCUGCGGUCAGAUAUAUCUCCAUGAUGGCAGUGAUGUAUCUGGUGCAGGUACACAUACUGAAGAGAAAUCAUAUAAGUGCCAAUAUUGUAAAAUUACACUGCCUCAGCAAAAUACACAUAUGCUGUCUUCUUCUAAUACAUCGGAUUGUGGACGUAAUGAUAAUAUUGGCAGUGCUGACUUAGGCAAAACAGUUUCUUCUGAUACUUGUAGGAGCACUUUAAAUGCUAGUGAACCUGAGAAAAGUUUCUUCAAAUGUCAGCACUGCGUAAAGACAUUUACCAGUAAAAAGAGCUGUGUACAGCAUGAAAAAGUUCACACUGAAGAGAGACCAUUCAAAUGUUGGUACUGUGAUAAGGCCUUCCCUACCAAACCCCGCUGUGUUGAACAUGAAAGAAUUCACACCGGAGAGAAACCAUUCAAGUGUCGCCACUGUGACAUGACGUUUACUCUCAAUGGCAACUGCUUGCAGCAUGAAAGAACUCACACCAGAAUCAGGUCAUUCAAAUGUCAGUACUGUGAUAAGGCAUUCUUUGAGAAAGCCACCCGCAGGAAACAUGAGAAACUGCACACUGCUGAGAGACCAUUUAAAUGCCAGUUUUGUCAGAAAGGGUUUUUAACUCAAAAUAUUUGUUCUCGACAUGAAUUGAUUCACACUGAAAGGGAUAAACAAAAAUGUCAAUUUUGCGACAAAGCGUUCCUCAGGAAAGAAGAUUGUUUGCGCCAUGAAGAAAUUGUACACAAAGGUUCUAUGACUGAAGAGAGACCAUACAAAUGCCAGUAUUGCGAUCUAGCUUUUGUCCGCAAAAACAACUGUGUUGUCCAUGAACGAACUCACACUGGUGAAAGACCAUUCAAAUGUCAGUACUGUGACAAGGCAUUUAACAUUAAAAAAACGUGCACAAACCAUGAAAGAAUUCAUACUGGUGAAAGACCAUUCAAAUGUCAGUAUUGUGACUUUGCAUUUGCCCAGAAACAUGACGCUGUAGUUCAUGAACGAACUCACACUGGGGAAAGACCAUACAAAUGUCAGCACUGUGACAAGGCUUUUGCUGUCAGUCAUACUUUAAAGAAGCACAUACGUUGUCGCCAUAGUGAUCAUGUCAAAAAUUCAUAAAAGCAUCCCAGAAAAAAUUCAUAUCACAUUACAACACUGUCUGAGACAUGCUGUAAGAGAUAAUAAUUACCGGUGAUCCAAGAGACGAUUUUUUAAUAUGCUUAUCACUUUCUUAAACAGUCAUAAGUAAGAUAAGUUGUUUAAAUUGUUUCUGUCGGUAACUGUUUUAUAAAUCAUUGUGUAUACUUGGACCAUAUAUGAAGAACAGCGCGGACAACCAUAGAUACAUGUAGCAUAACAUCUUGGGUUAGUGAAGGUAUUUGCAUUCAGUAGAUAAUAUGCCAAAGCUAUGAAUUUCUGUAUUAAUUCCUCAAAUCAUAAAGGAUCUUUAUGCGGUAUUUCAACAUUUUAAUUAUACUUUUCUGUUUCGAAAAGUAAGUUUACAUUACAUUUUAUUGUAAUUUUGGCAAAGUUCAUUACAUGUUACAUAAACUCAGUUGAUAUAUUUAAA